GAGGGAACCAAUUCACAGUCCUGAUCAGAACUUUGUUUCUUUAAUCAUUAAUGAGGAUUUUUGAUCCAGGUUUUACAGGACUGACCCACUUUAGGAUUACCUGACCUGUUGGAUCAGCUCUGGCGGCCGAAUUGGACAUUAUUCCCACCUUAUCAGCUGCUGUUAGGCAGAAGAGACACACCUGGACCUAUACGUGUUGACCUCGGCACUCCAUCAUGAGUGGACACGGGGAGGGAAGCAGGAGAGAAGGGAGUUGCGGGACCGGGCUGUCCCACAACGCCAAACCAAACCAGCCUGCACAGAACCGGAAAGAGGACUUCUUCCGGAAGGCACGGCCUCAGAAAGUUAGGCGGUCCAGGAGCACUGACUCAGAGAGGGCCGAGCGAGGGAGGAGAAGAGAGAAGGAUGGGCACCGUGGGGGGAGACGUCCGAGGGGACGCAGCGAGGAAACCCAGAGACGGGACAGGAAGGAAGGAGACCAAAGGCAGGAGAAGCCCCCUGUGGACACUGUGGAGGACACAGAGUGUGCGGUGUGCUUCUGCUCCUAUAACAACAUCUUCAAGACCCCCAAGCUGUUGGCGUGCGGCCACACCUUCUGCCUGGAGUGUCUGGCCCGCAUCAACGUCACCUCCUCGGAGAUCAAGACCCUUCCGUGCCCCGUUUGCCGAGUGCUCACUAAGCUGCCGCACGGCCGGGACCUGCCCCGCCUGGGCAACAACAAGGACAUCAUCGGACAGCUGCCGGCGGAGAUGCAGAGGGCGUUUUCCAUCCGCUUCCAGCGCAGCAAGGGCAAGCUCUUGCUGAAGCACCCCCCUGCCAACAGCAAGCCCAGCGUCCUCUCCUUCCCUCUGAAGAAGCACGACCCCCAGCCAACUGCAGCCAACCUGAACGCUGUGGAGCAGGGGGUCGGCCCGACUACCGUGGUGGACGUUGGAAGACCUCCAAACAGGAUGAGAGGUCACAUCCGCCACUUGUUCAACUCAGACCGAUGCUACUACGCCGUGGUGGCGUCCAUCAUCACCAUCACAGUGGCACUGAUGCUUUUGGGGAUUCUUGCCUUCGUGAUCAUCCCCAACGUAACGAUUUACCAUGGACCAAGCCCUGGGAACUGGACAAAUACCUCUCCACAUGGGGGUGGAGAGGGCAUGGAGCCCUGAGAGGGCAAAGGGUGUGAAACGGUGAAGGAAGAACGCUUAUGGAAAAUGAAGAAGAACAUGGAUGGCAGCAUUUUUCCAGCAGAAGACAGACAGGCUGUGCAUGAAUGAAGGAACUAGAACAAAGCUGCAGCUUGUUUCUGUCUCUGUGCUGAAUGUGAAAGUCAGAACUGUGAGAAACAAGGAAUAAGAAGCUCCAGAUGUUAAAUAGCACUAAAGGUGGGGAAUUAAAUGUGGGUUGGAUCACUCCAGACCGGUGUGUUCCUCCUCAGAGGCUCUUCCUUAUUUAUUCUCAACUUGUUCAUACCUAUAAAUGAUCAAUCAUUCACUUUAGUGGUUUAUUUAUAACAUCCUUGAUGCAGCCAAUCAGGGCGACCAAAGCGCUUUACAAUCAAAAACAAUGAAGGACAUAGAGAUAAACAAAACAUAUACCUAUAAAUGAUGCAUAUAUAUUUUUAAAAAGAAGCACAUUUAAUAAAGACAUUUUUAUUACAACUUAAAAUCUGAUUUAUUUGAAUUAUGUUAUAACUGCCUGAUUACACAGACCUCCUGUUUUCAUGAGUCAGAACUGAUUUGAAAGAUUCUUUUUACUGUCUAGUGUUGUUAACACACCUGUUCAGAGCGAUUUCCGCCCAGGUUGGCCAGCCUGUUUGACUGCAUGUCGUCCAGCUGUCUGAUGCCGAGUGGAUGAUCCGUGUCAACAGAACAGCUGCGGGAAUGUCAUCUGGGUUCAGCGACCUCAUCAAAAGCCCUCAUUACAGGAACAACAUUUGAAAUACAUACACGUUCUUGUAAUUUCAGCUAUGUUUAAGUCUGGACUUUGACUAGGUCAUUGCAACAUCGCAGCAGCAGUAGCCUAGUCCCAGUACUCUUAUGGACCCAGUCCAGGUGGUGGGAAACAGAAGGACUCUAGCAAAGAAAGCAUCAUUGUUGGACAAUGUCUCCCACCUAGUGCCUGAAGCUGUUCCAGACCUGGAGAGCUCCUUCAGUGAUAGACUGCUGCAUCCUAGGUGCACAAAGGAGCGUUAUCACAGAUCCUUCCUCCCAGCAGCUAUAAGGCUUUCUAACUAUCACUGCUCCCAACAAACUCAUAAAGUUGUUUACAUCUUUGCUGAUAUUUUCAGUUUAUUCAGUUCUUGUAGAUAGUCUCUAGUUUUUCUGCACAUAUAUUUAGGCACACAUUUUAAACCACAGUAUGUUGUUGCACAUUUCUUUUAUCUGAGCAUGCUCCUUUUAAUAACUACAGUAUUUUUUUAUGUUGUAAACUUUGCCCUUGCUGUACAGUCUCUCUACUGCUUCUUGUAAUCUAAAUCCCUCCUGCGUCACAAUAAAGGACAUUUCUAUUUCUACCUCCAUUCUUCUUGUUUUCAGCCGUUCUGCUGCAGAUCUGCUGCUGUGUUUGGGAUCAGUCUUCUGUUGACCCAUUUUAGACCAAGCUUCAGCUUUCUGACAGCUGGCCUCACAUUUGACCCUAUAGUACAGAGGCUGUGUAUAAUGGUCAGUCAUCUCUACCUUGGUUUCGUCUGUGUGAAAUCUUUCUUCUGGUCUGUUUCUAACUGUCCUGUCAUUAACUUUAACAUUUAACAUGGUAAUUUAGGCCUGUAGCGUCUCAGAUGGAGCUUUGGGAGGUUUGUCAUUUCUCAGAACAUUGUGCACACUGACAUGGGUCUGAAUCUGCUGGGACAUCCCCUCCUAUGAUGAUUGGCAGCUGUCUGAGAUGUUCCCACUUGUUUCCAGACAUGUUCCUCUGUAGAAUAAUGGACUUUAGAUCAUUUGGAACCUCCUGGAUCGAUGGACAGUAGUAGUUGUUUCUCUAAGUUCAUUGCUAAUAUCUUUCCAUCUUGGCAUUAUGUUACACACCUGCAUACCUCAAACUAUCAAACCUCCUGCACAUUAUGAUAUUAUUUAAAAGUACGAUGUAAAACCUUAAAAUUGUAAUAUCUUAUUUUGUAAUCUAUAAUAAUCUCUAAGAUUCUGUGUAAUUUCAAAUGUCUAGAAACUUCAUUACAAGGCAGCUGUAAUAGGAAAUGGAAAAGUGCUUAUGAAACUAGUAACUAUUUUUAUAUAUUAAACCAGGAACAUAAGCAGGUGUCUUGCAUAAAUGAUUCAAACAACAACAUGGUGCGUUACAAAAGGAGUUGGAUCUAGACUUUAUUUCAUAUUUUCUCAAGUUACAACCUCAUACUUCAAUGUAUGUCAGUGUGACUGACCUGCAGGUACAGCUGCGGGUCUUGAGGGGUGUAUCUCUACCAGAGUGACAUCUAUAUACUGAGAUGAGCUGGUCUGGGAUCAGAUAUAGGUUUAUUCUGUUUCCACAGAUCUGACCAAUGAAUGGGUGAUGAACAGGCUGCUGCAGCUUAUAAUGGCCUGCUGAGGAGAUACUGCAAUCAUUUCAAUCAGUUGUUCUGGAGCAGAGACAUCUAAACAUGCAGAACAAUGGACCCUGUGGACUUUUCAACUUAUUGUUUGCAGAAAAAUUUUAAAAAAUUUAUCUUUAAUCUUCCACUUUAUAAUUAUGCUCUACUUUGUGUUGGUCCGUCACACAGAAUCUCAGUGGAACACGUGUAGGUGAAGUUUAAGGGGUGGGAAUACUUUUUUAAGCCACUGUAUGGAUGUGUGGAUAGAGUUUAAUAUGAACACCUCACAUUGGACCUUAAACAACUUGGAUUUUGUGCCUCUUCACUUUCCUCCAGACUCUGAGACCUUGGUUUCUAAAUGAAAGGAAAACAUUACUGCAACAGUCCAGUUCUUUUACUGCUUAGCUUCUGCAGAGGUCUCUGGUUCAUUAUGGUCUGAACCACAGGUGUCAAACUCCAGAUCUUAAGGUUCCUGCAGCUUUUAGACGUGUCUCUCUGACAACACACCUGAAUCACAUGAUUAGGUCAUUUGCAGGACUCUGUAGAACUUGAGUUCAUGAUGAGGGAAUUCAGUACUUUGUUUUAGGCGUGUUGGACUGCCAAAUCAGAAGGUUACAGGACACCAACCCUAGAGGAGUGGAGUUUGACAUCCCUGGACCACAACAAAUGUGACUUGUUGCCCAUGUUCUGGAUACCUCUGUGUGUGUGUGUGUGUGUGUGUGUGUGUGUGUGUGUGUGUGUGUGUGGCGGCUCUGGAAGCUUGUGAUCCUCACCCAAAAUCUUCAUUUUUUUCCUUCACAAUUCUCUCAAGGCUACAAUUGCUUGGUUACCUGAUUCUACCUCAGUUUUUCCUUCCACUAACCUUUCCGGUAAUAUGGUUUGACAACCCUCUGAAAAAUCGCCUUCUUUGGCACUGACCUUUUGUUGCUCAUCAGCCAUAACAACAUUUCUGUACUAGAAAUCCAGCUGUGAACAGUAAUCAUCAUGCAGCGCUCUGUGUAUUAAAUCAGAUAUUCGCUUUUUUAAUUAAAUAUUUAAAUAAACCAACUCUUAGAGUUUAAUGAUGGAGUUGUAUAUUCCGUGCUACUGUUAAAUAAAAUGUGUAUGAAUGCUAAGCUGAGACCUUUGACCCAGUUUUAUUUGGUGCCGAGUCUCAUGACAGCUUCUCCUUGAAGACACACCCCUCUGAGCCCCCCCACUGUGCCUACAAACUGGAACAAGGUCGAAGAGCCCCCCAGCCCUCCUCUGGUCCCCUCCUUUAACCCAGUUUAACUUCUCCAGGCCUCAUUAUGUGACUUUCUGCUCGGCUGAAGACCUCCAGGACAAACUGAGACCUUCUCACCAUGGCUUCCACCCCCUCCGCCUCGGCCCUGUCCGCCGUGCUCCGCUGCAGGGGGAAUAUCUGGACCAGGAACCCGCAGACCAAGCGGCCUGCCUCGGCGGCGUACAGCCUCGGACUGGCCGGCGGAACGCUCAGCGACUCCCCGGCAGAGCGCAGCGGAUCAUCCAGGGGGUCAGAGUGGAGGAUUCUCCGCGGAGGAGAUCGUUUGGUGUCGGUAGGAGGACUCUCUGUCUCCUGCAGGUGGGAUACUGGAGAGAAUGAAGCCCCAACAGAAGACAUUUUUAGGAAAAAUUAUAAAUUAUGUUUUUCCAAACUUUUCCAAUCUUCACAAUCUGCCGCCCCCAGUGGCCAAAACGCGCUACUGCGCCAGCUGCUGUUCACCCUGUCUUCUACCCUGCAGGGAGGAGAUCUCUCCCAAAUAAUCCACCUCAUCAUACCUGCAACAUCAGCUACACAAAGAGUGUCUGCGCAGGGCCACCGGCACCUUCCAGCCGGCGUCCUGAAGCUCUCCGUCACCAUCAACUCUCAGUUGAAGGUGCAAAACCCCUUCUCAUCCCUCACCUCAUUGGUGUCCUGCCUCAUUUUUUCAAAAGGACAGAUGCACCAACAGAUGAAAAGCAUCAGCACCGAUUUACCACAGGAAAACGCACAGAUCCAAAAGUCAUCAGAAAACAGUUGCGAUUCUGGAGGAGAGAUGACCCAUGACCCACCUGACUGAGUUCCAGAGAACCAGACUCCACCCUAUCAUUGAUCUGCUUGGUUUGGGCUUUAACUUGCCGAUGCAGUCAAGCAAGUUGUCAUGCAACAAAACGAUGACAAACAGAGAUCUAGUAAAACAUUUAAUGAAAUUAAAAA
Messenger RNA from Girardinichthys multiradiatus, 5708 nucleotides. It is a transcript of the gene rnf183, whose product is annotated as ring finger protein 183. The transcript has 3 exons. The coding region runs from base 216 to 1157 and encodes 313 amino acids. NCBI's taxonomy places the organism in Eukaryota, Metazoa, Chordata, Actinopteri, Cyprinodontiformes, Goodeidae. The record is from RefSeq and is a predicted model, not a curated record. Gene Ontology annotation, molecular function: ubiquitin protein ligase activity. Gene Ontology annotation, biological process: protein ubiquitination.